GCAGAGCGAAGAGCACGGCAGCAGCAGAUGUGUGUGGCUCUUCAGCUGGCCCAGUUUAUAGAGAUUCAGUGAGGCGUGCGGAGGUGAAUGCACAUCUAGCAAUUGUGUGAGAGUGCGGAUGAAUUUCUCUGGCUGAAAACCAUCACUUCUGGAUAGUAUACUCGCGUUCGCCACGAUGAAUCCCUGCCAUGUGUGCGAGGAGCCGACGAAGAACAAGUGCUCCAACUGCAACCAGGUGUCCUACUGCAGCGCCCAGCACCAGAAGCAGGACUGGAAGGCGCACAAGCCCAGCUGUCAUCCAUUCAAGAUCGCCUACAAUGAACAGCUGGGCCGGCAUCUGGUGGCCACUCGCACCAUCAAACCGUACGAGAUAAUCCUCAGGGAGGCGCCUCUGGUGCGAGGUCCUUCCCAAAUCUCCGCCCCUGUGUGCCUGGGAUGCCUUAAUGGCAUCGAGGCAGAGGAUCACAUCGAGUGUGAGCAGUGUGGAUGGCCUCUGUGCGGACCGGAGUGCAAAUCCUUGGAUGAGCACAAGGGGGAGUGUCGCCUCACCAAGGAUCGGGGUCAUAAGGCCAACGUUCAGGAGUUCAAUGGACCUCAUCCGCUCUACACCUGCUUAAGCACUGUAAGAUGUCUACUCAUUGGCGAAACUAGCCCGGAGAAGGCGAGCAAGUUCCAGGAGCUGGAGUCACUGGAGGCAACUAGAAGAGGUUCCAGCCAAUGGAAGGCAGAUCUGGCCAGCAUCGGGCAGUUUAUUCCCAAGUUCUUCAAAACCGAGAAGUUUAGCGAGGAGGAGAUCAUGCGAGCAGUGGGUGCCCUGCAGAUUAAUGGACACGAGGUGCCAACAACUGAUCCCUCGCACGUGGCCGUCUUUUACACGGCCUCCUUCACGGAGCACUCCUGCCUGCCCAAUCUGGCCAAGAGCUUUAAUAAGAAUGGCCACUGCAUCCUGUGGGCCCCGCGCGAGAUCAAGAAGAACACCCACCUGAGCAUUUGCUACUCAGAUGCCGUGUGGGGCACCGCCGAUCGCCAGAGACAUCUGAUGCAGACGAAGCUGUUCAAGUGCGCCUGCCAGAGAUGUGUGGAUCCCAGUGAAUUGGACACCAACUAUAGUGCCAUUAAGUGCGAGGAUCGCCAGUGUGGCGGCCUGAUGCUUCCCAGCAAGGCGGACGACUGGAACGGCAGUUGGCGCUGCUGCGAGUGUCAUAAGCAAGUGCAGAAACACUAUGUGGAGCGCAUUUUGGAGCGGGCUGGCAAGGAUAUCCAGAGCAUGGAAAAGAACGUCGAAAACGGUUUGAAAUAUCUUAAGCACUAUGAAAAGUGGCUGCCUCCUCACCAUUUUCACAUGAGUGAGAUAAAAAUCCUACUAGUCCAACUUCUUGCCAAGGAUCAGAAGGAACUAAUGGUUAUCCCAGAGGAUAAACUGCUACUGAAGCUAAAUUUCGCGCGGGAACUCGUUGAGUUGUAUGAGAAACUGGCGCCGUGCGAAGUUCGCACGCUCGGCACGCUUUGCUUCGAGUUGCAUUCGGCAAUCGCCGAACAGACUCGUCGUGUGGCGCUGGAAACCAGCCUGUCGCCCAAGGAUCGCUUGGAGGAAUCUCUGUACUAUGUGGAAAAGUGCGUCAAUUAUCUGCAAUACGAAUCGGAUAUUUUCGUCGAGGGUCACAUUCUCAAGCAGGCAAAGAUCAAUCGCGACGCCCUGAGAAUGGUCACCAGGAUAUCCUAGGCAGCCAGUUGAAUGGCCAAUACAAUCAGAACAUUUUCACAAACAACCUGUAUCAAAAUUACCAAUAAAUAGUAAUCACUGAAUCCCCUUAA
Molecule: messenger RNA, 1815 nt
Organism: Drosophila rhopaloa
Lineage: Eukaryota; Metazoa; Arthropoda; Insecta; Diptera; Drosophilidae
Gene: SmydA-1
Product: SET domain-containing protein SmydA-8
Exons: 6
Coding region: 176-1723 (515 amino acids)
Molecular function (GO): protein binding
Source: RefSeq, a predicted model, not a curated record